AUGCUGCACUACGACAACGAGGCUGAUGGCAUGAUCUCUCGGGCGAGACAGGGCUUCGACCGCUCGUCGCAGCGGCACGCCCAGGAUCGUGUCGCGCAACGUCGAAUAGUCGAAUACCGCUCAACCGCCGAGGUUCCCCGCACGCGCCGUCGGCAAGCUUCGCGCGGAGAUUCAACCUCGGCCCCACCACGGGACUCGACUCCCUCACCGACCGUCGGUUCCAACGGUCGCCCUGCCAUCAGUACGCUCUUCGACCUUCGUACCUUCGCGCUAGACUGCUUUCCGCCUUUCUGGGUCAUGGCACGCGAAGCUGAACCCCUUGAACUCGCUCGACGUGCGCGUUCGCCACGCCGAGUCGCUUCUCCAGCCGUGUGUACCCAAGAGAGGAAAAAAAACUUUGGGUCUCACUGGGUCUUCAUAGCCGAGCCUUGCCCUUUUGAUCCACUCUACACUUGCCUGCUCCGUCCACUGCGCACCCUCCGGCCGCACGCCAAGCAGCGUGCCUGGCAGAUCGUCAGCUGGACAGCGCUAGUCUCGCAGGCCAUGUGCCUCGAUGGCUUAUUUCCGUCGUAUGCGUGCCUGGAUGCAUCCAGCCUGGCCUCACCUCAUCCUCGUCUCGUCAUCGUCCCCCCACUCACCUUCUCCCCCACUCCUGCACCCUCUUCUCCUACCGCAUUCUCUGCCACUGCGGCCACAUUCAUCAUGAGGACGGGUCAGCUGAACCACCCCGACCCCCAGCACCCUUACAAUCUGCCAACAUGGCGCAAGCUGCUCAUGCUCGCCACCGUCUCGCUCACCGCCUUUGCGGCUAACGAGAUGGCCGCUGCCCAUCUCACUGCGUUCCCCGAAGUCGCAGAGAGCUUCAAAGUCACCAUCGCCGCCACCGCCAACACCAUCGGCAUCGGUAUUCUCGGUCUCGGCACGGGUCCGCUGCUCUGGAACGCCAUCUCCGAGUCCGUCGGUCGACGUCCCGCUUACCUCCUCGCUUGGACACUCUACAUUCCAUGCACCGUCUGGCUCGCAAGGGCAGGCAGUUUCAAUAGCUUUGCGGCUGCCAGGUUCUGUGCUGGUUUCGCCGGCUCCGUCUCGCAGACCGUACCUGCCUCGCUCAUCUCCGAGACUUUCAUGCCUGAACACCGUGGUGCGGCUAUUGCUGCCUGGACGGUGCUCCUCAUCGCCGGACCCGUCACGGCACCCGUGAUUGGUGCAGGCAUCCUUACCAAGACUACCGACUGGCGCUGGGUCUACUAUCUGACGUUGAUCCUGGCCGGUGCGCUCUGGGUCUGCAUCCUCCUCUUCGUGCCCGAGACGCUGUACAGCCCCAACCGUUCGGCACCCACGGCCGCACACGAUGCCCCGUCGCGCAACGACGAUUUGGAGAAGAAGGACUCGCACUCGAUCGAGCACGGCACUGCUACGCCCCCUCUCAGCGGCUCUGCCGGUGCGCUCGAGAGCGGCUCGCACGGCCGCAUCGGCGCAGCAUGGUAUCCGUGGAAGGAGCCCGCGCGCUUCGUCGGCGAGAUCGUCGCUCCGCUCAAGAUGGCCAUGUACCUCCCGGUCAUCCUGCCCUCCAUUGUCUACGCGGUCAUCUUCAUGUGGUCAGUCGGCUUCACCGUGGUGAGCCCACAGGUGUUCCCGCGUCCUCCUUGGCACUUCACAAACGUCCAGGUCGGUCUUGCCUUCCUUGCCGCCGCCGUCGGUGCGCUGAUUGGCAAGUUCGCCGGUGGCUUCGUCAGUGACUCUACGGUCAACUUCUUUGUUCGACGCAACUCGGGCUCGAUCGACGGCCCGCGUGUGCCCGAGUACCGUCUCUGGGCGCUGCUGCCGCAGGUACCGCUGCUCGUGAUUGGCCUGCUGCUCUACGGAAUCGGCUACCAGAAGAAGCUCGACUGGCCCGUCGAAGUCAUUGGCGGUAUCGGCGUCUACUACGUUGCCAACUCGGCGGCCGGCGGUAUUCUGCAGACCUACAUUAUCGAAACGUACUUUACCAAGGCAGUGCACGGCAUUGCGCUCUUCAACUUUGUCAAGUGCUGUCUGGCCUUCUCGGCGCCAUUCUUUGUGCCAGAGUGGUCGUUCGAAGGCUUCACAAAGGCGUACGUCGUCCAGGCCGUCGUCACGGCAGCUGUCACCUUGGCCAUGCUGGUGGUGCUCAUCGCUUUCGGUGCGCGCAUCCGCAAGGCCCAGAAGAUGGUCUCCACCGCUUGA
Messenger RNA from Moesziomyces aphidis, 2205 nucleotides. NCBI's taxonomy places the organism in Eukaryota, Fungi, Basidiomycota, Ustilaginomycetes, Ustilaginales, Ustilaginaceae. The record is from the annotation of a GenBank genome assembly.